Messenger RNA from Pelodiscus sinensis (Chinese soft-shelled turtle), 4125 nucleotides. RefSeq names its product Rho GTPase activating protein 6 (gene ARHGAP6). Gene Ontology annotation, biological process: signal transduction. The record is from RefSeq and is a predicted model, not a curated record. Lineage: Eukaryota; Metazoa; Chordata; Testudines; Trionychidae.
ACCACUCCUUGUAUUUCUUCAAAGAAAUCCCAUUGAAAGAAGAAGCAGGGAAACCAGUUGCAAUUUGUCUGCUUCUCUCCCUCUGUCACUCACUCUCUCCUACACGCUCAUUUCAUGACAUAACUUACUGAACUUGCUGAGCAUACUUUGAAGCAGUCAGAUGAAAAGAUCGCUUUAUUUUACUUUGUUUUUGGUUUCCUAAGAUUAAUUAUAGUACAAGUCUCUGGCAACAAAAGGUAUUGUGGGAGUCAUAGCUGCUCCAGCUGGGCUAUUUCUCAGACACUUAAUACAUAGUUUGAGGAAAACUACAUCAUUUUUUACAAAAAUUCUAAAUCUGACUCACGUGCUUGUUCCAAGUGAAGUUUGAUCAGAUUAGAAAAGACACCGGAGACGCAGCACAAUUUAGUUAAUGGGGUGACUUCACUUGGAACAGCAUGUCGGGGCGCAGUGUUCGGCUGAAGUCAGUUCCUGUUCAAAGCCUUUCAGAGUUGGAGCGUACCCGAUUACAGGAAGUGGCUUUUUAUCAUUUGCAGCAGGACUGCGACCUAGGUUGUCAGAUUACUAUUCCCAAAGAUGGACAAAAGAGGAAAAAAUCCUUAAGAAAGAAACUGGACUCAUUAGGGAAGGAAAAAAACAGAGACAAAGAAUUUGUACCCCAGGCUUUUGGAAUGCCCUUGUCCCAAGUGAUUGCUAAUGAUCGGGCCUACAAACUCAAGCAGGAUUCUCAGAGAGAAGAGCAGAAGGAUGUGUCAGACUUUGUAGCCUCUCUCUUACAAUUUGGAACUAAAAGACAGAAUAAAGAACUCUCAAGCAGUAACUCAUCUCUUAGCUCGACCUCGGAAACUCCAAAUGAAUCCACUUCCCCUAACACACCAGAGCCAGCACCACGUGCUAGAAGAAGGGGUGCAAUGUCUGUAGAUUCUAUUACAGAUCUUGAUGACAAUCAGUCCCGACUGCUGGAAGCGCUACAGCUCUCUUUGCCAGCAGAAGCUCAAAGCAAGAAAGAAAAGGCAAGGGAUAAGAAAUUAAGUCUGAACCCUAUUUAUAGACAGGUUCCUCGGCUUGUAGAUAGCUGCUGCCAGCAUUUAGAAAAACAUGGUCUUCAGACAGUGGGAAUAUUCAGAGUUGGAAGCUCAAAAAAGAGAGUAAGACAGUUACGGGAAGAGUUUGAUCGUGGUGUAGAUGUUGCGUUAGAAGAAGAACACAGCAUCCAUGACGUUGCUGCUUUAUUAAAGGAAUUUCUACGAGACAUGCCAGAUCCUCUUCUGACCAAAGAACUUUAUACCGCCUUCAUCAAUACUCUCCUAUUAGAACCAGAUGAACAACUAAGCACCUUACAGCUUCUUAUUUAUCUUCUACCUCCCUGUAACUGUGACACCCUACACAGACUCCUGCAGUUCCUCUCUAUGGUGGCUAGCCAUGCAGAAGACAGCACAGACAAAGAUGGCCAGGAGGUUACUGGGAACAAAAUGACAUCACUGAACCUGGCCACUAUAUUUGGGCCUAACCUGUUGCACAAGCAAAAGUCUACAGACAAAGAAUUCACAGUUCAAAGUUCAGCUCGAGCGGAGGAGAGUACUGCAAUCAUUGCUGUUGUACAAAAGAUGAUUGAAAACUAUGAAACCCUUUUCAUGGUUCCCCCUGACCUUCAAAAUGAAGUGCUAAUUAGUUUAUUAGAGACGGACCCAGAUGUUGUAGACUAUUUGCUGAGAAGGAAAGCUUCCCAGUCAUCAAGCCCUGAGAUGCUACAGUCUGAAGGGUCAUACUCUAUGGGAGGGAGACAUUCUUCCACGGACUCCAACAAAGCCUCAAGUGGAGAUGUCUCCCCUUAUGACAACAACUCGCCAGUACUGUCUGAAAGGUCACUGAUGGCAAUGCAAGAAGAUAUUGCCCUCAGUUCAGAUAAGCUGUACAAGGUACCUGAACAGUACAUGUUGGUUGGCCAUUUGCAAUCUAAAUCAAGAGAAAAUUCGCCUGGAUCAUGGGCUGGGAAAGAUGUUCCAGAGGAUCAUUUCAAUAUCUGGGGCACCUGGCAUUCAACACUGAAAUGUGGCUCCAAAGAUCCAGGAAUGACAGGUUCAUAUGGAAACCUUUAUGAAAGCAGCUCGUUACGACCAGGAAGGUGCUCUCUUUCCCAAGGGAACCUAUCGUUGAAUUGGCCUCGGUGGCAGGGUAGUUCUACAGAAUUGGACAACGAAAAGCAAAUAAUCCGAAGGAGUCAGACUACUGCUGCCAUUCCUGAAUGUAGGCCUCACACCCCCGUGUCUCGGGUUUGCAGCAGUCCGCAAACAGAAGGUGGAAGGAGGAGUUCAGACCAGUCCAAUUUAAGGUCUGAGCGGCAUUUGACUUUAAGUAGCACAGAGGACCUUACAGAGCAUGACUCAAAAGUGGGUUGCUUGUCAAGAACAGCUAUACCUUUGUACCUGAGGCAAGAAGACAUAAAUAGAAAAGAGAGGCCACCACCUCCUUACCCUGGCCCCAAAAAACAAAGUUCUGCAUUGUCCCAGCGACCGACUGUCUCUUCAACAGCGCAUCCUUUGUGGAGACUUCAAAAGCCAGAAAAACAUUCAGGGGCCAUAGCAGCAGAAGGACCAGCAGCUGAAUCAACUGACCAAUCCAUCUCCAGUCAGCCAUGGCAAGCUUCUCAGAACAAAAUAGGUAACAUCUAUUCCACUCCAGCCAAUAAUCAGAACAAUAAAAAUGUAUCCGAGCCAGACUGUCAUGAUUGCCAAAGACCGCGGUGCCCAAUUUGGGAGCUUUUAUCAGCUGAUAACUCAGAUGCCUUCCCUGAAACGCUUGUAUGAUCAGACUCUUAUAGAGAACUGCCAUCCAAACCUAUGCUUCUCUUAGAUAGGAAACGAAUAGUGACAUUGGAAAACUUCUUGUUUUAUACCAAGUAAAUUUAUUUUAAUUUCUUAAUUUUGUUCACUUUAAAUCUUUCAUAGCUCUAUUAAGCAGUCCAUUUACAAUACCGUAUGUUCUUGUUUCGUAACAAGCUUUUAAGAGAGAAAAAUGUUAGCCUAACAACUGUGGUUUCAUAAACUGUGUGUAAGACAAAACUAUUGCUUUGGUGUUGCUAAUGUGUAUUUAUAUGUCUGCAGUUCUGAUGAUUGUUUAGUCUGGGUUAUGUAUGAUAAUCAUAUAUUGUGUGUUCCUAUUCAAGUGACAAUCAAUCAGGACUGCCUUUUUUAAAAUCACUGCACUUACAUUACCAAUAAUAUGUGUUGGAAUUCUAUAGAAAGUGCACAAGCUGGUUUCUGUGCUGUUAUACAACUUGUUAAUGAGAGAAACUGUCCUUCUGGUCAAUGCCUAUAAAAAACACUAAAAUAGAAUAAAACAUGAAAAGCCAUAUAUUUUAUAAUGGUAGUAGUAGGCUAGAAUGGAAAUUAUUUACCAAAUAUUUUUUCUUACGAAUAUGUUUGUAAACAAAAUUAAAAUUUGAUACAAUGUUAUAAAAAUAUUUUUUUAGAUUCUGUUAGGUAGCAGUUCAGCUAAUCAGUCAAGGGUAAGGUUGUGUCUAAACCAAACUAACAGCCUUACUACAAAAGUUUACCCUCCCCUUCUAGAUCAAUUACAAACUUAUAUAUACAGCAUAUAAUAUAUAAUAUAUAUUUAUAGGUGUAUAAUUUUAUAUAUUGUUUUAAAGCAAUGAACUGGAAACCAAAUUUUUUAAAAAAAUCUAUAUAUAUGUCACAUAAUAGAAAGAAAUAUGGCUUUUCCUUUUAAACAACAAACAAAGCAAUCAAAAUGACAAGCAUUUAUAUGUCACAUGCAGUGUUUUAGAAAUGAAUACGACAUUUGGAGAAGUUCACAGCUUUUUGUAUAAAUGUUGUGCCAAAAUUUGGGGAAAUGGGGUUUUUUUUCAAUAACUAUGUUACAUUGUUAAAUGUUGCUGUUACACAAGUUUUGGUUUUAUUAAACUGCAAACAUGUUUAUGACCAGCAGGUGGCAAUGUAUUCCAGUAUUUUAAGAAGAUUUUUUUUUUCACAUAAGGGAAAAUGUAUCAUAUUAAAAAUUUUAUAAAACAUGCUAGUCUUAAUUGUAAUGAAGUUGAAGACUCAUUCAGUGGUGUUAUCUUGAAAUUCUGUCUUCUGUCGUAAUGUUGGAAUAAAAAACUAAGCAAAA